Molecule: messenger RNA, 1349 nt
Organism: Pocillopora damicornis (cauliflower coral)
Lineage: Eukaryota; Metazoa; Cnidaria; Anthozoa; Scleractinia; Pocilloporidae
Product: tRNA-splicing ligase-activating factor archease
Biological process (GO): tRNA splicing, via endonucleolytic cleavage and ligation
Cellular component (GO): tRNA-splicing ligase complex
Source: RefSeq, a predicted model, not a curated record
AUCCACAAUGGCGGACAAUCGAAAACAACAGCUGUACUGAGAAUGAUGCGUGGUGUUAGCUAAGACUCUUCCUCAAAUCUGUGGUAAAGAUGGCGAAAAGCCAUAACGGAAAUGGAGAAAAGCCCAUCAAGUAUGAGUAUUUAGAUCACACAGCUGAUGUUCAACUUCAUGCUUGGGGUGAUGAUUUGAAGGAAGCUUUUGAGCAGGUAGCAACAGCCAUGUUUGGUUAUAUGACAGAGUUAACUGCUGUUGAAAUUGAAAAAACAAUGGAAAUCACAGCUCAAGGUGAUGACAUGAUAAACUUGUUGUUCCAUUUUCUCGACGAGUUCCUGUUCUUGAUGUGUGAUGACCCAUACUUCAUAGUUAAGGAAGUUGAAAUUUUAGAGUUUGAUAAGGAAAACUUCUCAAUAAGAGCAGUAGGGAGAGGUGAACUUUUUGACCUUAACAAGCAUCCACAGGUAAUAUUUUUUUCUUUUGUAGAAAUUACAGCAUUCAAUGUCCAGCACUUACAUGACUUGUAUAACAUUCAUCUGACAAACAGGUCGCAAGUUCAUUUCUAUUCAUGACUUUUGCUCAGGUCGAACACUCACACUUCGAUGAUCAAAUUCUACAAUCAAAUCCCAAGAAGAGAAUAAUAGAUUUUUAAUCUUAAUUUCUGUUCAAACCUCUGAUUAGCAUCUAUUUUCUCCUUACAAUAUCACCCCUGAAUCAAACAUGAAGGUCAUGAGACUUAAGAAAACAAUAACCAACUAAAAAAGCUCCUGAUUGUUAUACAAAUUCUCCUGGUCAUCACCUUUUAAAAUGUAUAGAAAACAGUAGGGAGAAGAUGCAUACUGAUGUUAGGCUGUAAAGGGUUAAUGUUAAUACAUAGUUACUCUUACCCUUCUUAACUUCCUCGACAAAAUCCUGAAUUCACUCUGUGAUAAUAUUUUUUAGUAAUUGAUCGAUUGAAUUUUAUGAUUUUCUUUCCUUUCAGGGAACAGAGGUGAAGGCUAUAACUUACUCCAACAUGCAGAUUUAUGAUGAAAAUGAUAAGCAUGAAGUUUAUGUCAUUAUCGAUAUUUAAAAACCAAAAACCAAAGGCGAACUCUAUGUGCUAAUUAUUCACUGAAGGUAUGGUGAAGAGUGAUGUAGUCAUUACAUGUACCAACGUAAGUGAGUAGCAGAUGGUCAAUCAGUUCCAUUUCCAACUAUUUGUUAAAGGCAGCUGGGAAAAAAACAUAGUACCCACCAAACUGAAAAAUCUUCACUAUCAUACUGAACUGUAUUUUAAUUUUCUCUCUUGCAUAGAGAAGCUCACCCCGCAAAGAGAUGUGAAAUAAAAAUUUUGGAUAAAAUACCACCUGCAA